Molecule: messenger RNA, 2817 nt
Organism: Penicillium salamii
Lineage: Eukaryota; Fungi; Ascomycota; Eurotiomycetes; Eurotiales; Aspergillaceae
Source: the annotation of a GenBank genome assembly
AUGGCGAAAGAGAUCGAUUCCCACCAGCGACACGCUUCCAAGGACAAAUCCCCCGAGCCCAUUGAUAUCACCGACUACCCCCAUAUCGAAGAGGGCAAACAGACGUCCGCAAAUGGAGUCCUCGAAGCGCUUGGGUAUGAGCCCGAACUAGUGCGAAAUCGAUCCACCCUCCAAGUGGCAUUCAUGUCCUUUGUACUCGCCGCAAUUCCAUACGGAUUGGCCACGACCUUCACCUAUCCUUUGGUCGGAGGAGGCCCUGUUAACAUCAUCUGGGGAUGGCUUGCUGUCUCUUUAAUCAUCCUCUGCGUGGCUGUUUCCUUGGGCGAAAUCACUUCGGUAUACCCAACUGCUGGCGGAGUUUACUACCAGACCUUUAUGCUUUCUCCUCCUUCUUACAGGAGAAUUGCGUCUUGGAUCUGCGGUUGGUCAUAUGUUGUUGGCAACAUAACAAUAACCCUGGCAGUGAAUCUUGGCAGUACCCUGUUUCUUGUCUCCUGUUUAAACGUUUUUGAGUCUUCUCCGGGGGUUGGUAUCUUCCAAGCGGAGACUUACCAAAUCUUCCUCAUAUUCCUUGCAGUCACAUUUUUGGCUAAUGCUAUCUGUGCUUAUGGUAAUGCAUGGUUGCCAUUCCUUGACACAUUCGCAAUUUUCUGGACAUUCUUUGGCGUCCUCGCUAUCAUUAUUUGCGUUCUUGCGAUUGCAAAGGAUGGCAGACAUGAUGCCGAAUAUGUCUUCACCAGCUUUGAGCCCCAGUCUGGUUGGCCCGCUGGGUGGUCUUUCUGCGUUGGACUUUUGCAGGCCGCUUACAGCACAUCAUCUACCGGCAUGGUGAUUUGUAUGUGUGAAGAAGUCCAGAAGCCAGCCACUCAAGUUCCAAAAGCAAUGGUCGGAACAGUUAUACUCAACACGCUGGCCGGGUUCCUGUUUCUUAUUCCGCUGGUAUUUGUGCUUCCCGAUACACGAGUCCUGAAUGCUCUUCAGUCUGGUCAACCAGUACCGACUAUCAUUAAAUCUGCCAUUGGGAGUUCGAUUGGCUCAUUCAUGCUGCUUCUCCCAUUGAUAGUUCUCUCCCUUCUCUGUGUGAUAGGUUGCACCACAGCUGUCUCACGAAGCACAUGGGCAUUUGCCCGAGACGGAGGUAUCCCCGGGUCCAAAUGGUGGAAACAGAUCAACAAUGACGGGGUACCUUUUAAUGCCAUGAUGCUUGGCAUGGCUGUCGAGAUUCUGCUAGGGUUCAUCUAUUUUGGAUCGACAACCGCAUUCAACGCUUUCACUGGGGUUGGAGUCAUCACUUUAACCCUUAGUUAUGCUUGUCCUAUUAUCGUAUCCCUUGUUGGCGGUCGAAGGCAAGUCCGGAAUGGGCAAUUUUAUUGCGGCAAAUUUGGCCUGGUUUGCAAUAUUAUCUCUUUGGUCUGGAGUGUCCUUGUGAUACCGCUAUUCUGCAUGCCUACAUCCAUCCCGGUAUCUGCAGAGACCGUUAACUACGCGCCAGUGGUCUUUGUCGCAUUUAUUCUCAUCGCUUCUGCGUGGUAUUGGGUUUGGGGGUACGACAAAUAUUCCGGUCCACCGACCGUAGAUGAUGAGUACAACCCAUCAGAGAUUGUCUUCAGCUGCCCAAAUUCAGUUGCAAUGCAGGAACAAAAGCAGCGAUCAUGCGCAGAACUUUUAGUUUUGCAGUGCAAAAAUAGCCCUGGGCAGCCUGGCAACUGGCAAGAGACUCGGUCCUUGAACUUCCACUUUGACAAAUCCAAGGACAUAUUUCAAAUCAUUCCCGCCUGGUCUCAGACUUGUAUCAUUGUUGGAUAUUCCAACCAAAUUGACAGAUGCUCGCAGUGUCGCAGCUCCAUCGCCGAGAUACUUUCUAUGCCCCACUUUUGGUGGUCUUUUUUUUAUCAAAAUGCAAAUGGCUGUUUUGGAUACGAGAAAACCCAAGAUUCGGGGGGCUUAACUGGGAUCAACACAUGGGGCAAGUUUACCGUGAAACAAGUGGACCACGAUGCCAGAUUCAGAUGGUACCAUAUGAGUACUUUCACUCGAUGGAUUCCCUCAACUAAUCAGACUAUUGUACUUGCACUUGACUUCGACCAGCCAUGGAGAGAUCGAUUUCUGAGGGCAGUCAUGGCCCGAGACCCAAGGUGGCUUGAAGAUCCAUUUUGGGUCUACCCAGCCUUAGUCGAGCAGGUCGCUCGAGCCCAAGAGCCCUCAGUCUGGGGUAUUCGAGACCACGUCCGAGGGUUAGAGACAGAGGGAAAACCCGAAGGCAGGCCACAGCCUGACUACAGACGCCUCCACGACAUUGCGCGACAUGCAAUUCAUGUAAACGAAACACUCGAUGUUGCUGUUCAGAAUCUAGAAGACAUCCUGGUGCAACAUGAGAGCUAUAUGGUCGCAAGUACAGAAAAUAAUUCGUGCUCCGAAGAUAUUCAUCUUCGGCUCCGGUCUUUCCUUUCUUUCCUCGCCAACUUGCGGUACCGAUCUAUUUCGAAUGAAAAGAGACUACAAAACGAAGUGCAACUAGCCUUCAAUACUGUAGCGCAACAUGAUGCGAGCGUUACACUUGAAAUCGGUCGGGCUACCCAGCUGGAUAGUGCUACGAUGAAAACCAUUGCAUUUGUGACUCUGACCUUCCUCCCGCCAACUUUUAUCUGCGCCAUCUUCAGCAUGUCAUUCUUUGACUUUGGUGGUGAUUCUGGCUGGACAAUGUCAAGUCAAUUUUGGAUAUACUGGGUUUUUGCUAUACCGACUACAAUUUUCACUACUCUGGUGUGGACGUAUUGGCCUGAGAUUCGCCGCGUGGUCUUCUCGAAAUUUUUAUGA